CAAGGCGCUCUUUAAGCUCCGGUGUUUCCACACAGAGCAGCCAUUCAUCGGCUCUACAGUCAGCCACACACACUCCCAUGUUGAACCACCGGACAUCUACACUGAUUUUUUUUUCUAUUUUUUAAUAAUUUCAGGUGUAGCCGCCUUUGCUAAAAAGGAUUUCCAGCCAACGGUGGAGGGGAUUUGGACACUUUUACGCAGCAGCAUGGCUUUUCCUGAGAAAAGUCAGCAAUAAUUGGGAUCCCUGUAGACUCCAGCCUUAAUCUAAACGGUUUAACUACACUGAAAAGUGGUGACUCUCUCCGAAACACAUUUUGCAUUUGUAUUUUCAUUAGCCAAAAGUUUUUUUUAAAAAUGUCUGGCGAGGAACACAGCCUGUCCGAGGCGGAGCUGAGUCCCGGAGGGUCAGAUGAUGGUCACUCACUGUCGCCAACCCAGUCUGGUGCGCCGCACGGCCAGGACUCCCCCCUAAGUGGUCCGCCGCAGCAGCUGACCGCGCUUUGCGUUGCGGAUGGCAGCGGUGAGGAUGGAGGGAGAUCCAGAGCCAAAUCAGAGGAGGAGGACGAUCGUUUCCCGAUCGGCAUCAGGGAGGCGGUUAGUCAAGUGCUGGACGGAUAUGACUGGACACUUGUGCCCAUGCCGGUGCGCAUAAACAGCGGAAACAAAACUAAACCCCACGUCAAGAGGCCCAUGAAUGCCUUCAUGGUGUGGGCGCAAGCGGCGAGGAGGAAAUUGGCCGACCAGUACCCCCAUCUGCACAACGCGGAGCUCAGCAAGACCCUGGGCAAACUUUGGAGGUUGCUGAAUGAGAACGAGAAGAGGCCAUUCAUAGAGGAGGCGGAGAGGCUGAGGAAACAACACAAGAAGGACUACCCAGAGUACAAGUACCAGCCCCGGAGACGCAAAAACGGCAAACUAACGCCUGCUAAUGAGUCCGACAGCCAGGGGGAAGGGGAGGCCAGCCACUCCCAGUCACACUACAAGACCCUGCAUCUGGAGCACAACGGUGGGGCAGGGUCUCCUCUGGGUGACCUGCACCACCACCAUCACCACCACCAUUCUGCUGGUCAGGGUCACAGCCCACCUACGCCCCCCACCACCCCAAAGACAGAGCUCCAAUCUGGGAAACUGUCAGAUGCCAAGAGGGAAGGGGCGGCAGGAGCAGCUGGAGCAACAGGGGGGUCCAGGGGAGCCCUUGGGUUGGGAGCUGAAGGGUCAGCUGGUGGUCAGUCAUCAUCAGGCACUAAACCCCACAUCGACUUUGGCACCAUGGACAUUGGCGAGAUCAGCCAUGAGGUGAUGUCCAACAUCGAGCCAUUUGAUGUAAACGAGUUUGACCAGUACCUUCCUCCAAAUGGCCACCCGCAGAACGGAACCGGGGCCCCUGCAGCUGGAUCCUCUGCCUCGUCUUAUGCCUAUGCUCUGGCCGCUGCUAGCGGGCACUCUGCCUGGCUCUCCAAACAGCAGCAACAACCUCAGCCCUCUCCGUCGUCUUCUGACCCCUCCAAGGCCCAGAUCAAGAGCGAGUCUGCAUCUGUGAGCCACUAUGCCGAUGCCUCAUCUUCUCCAUCCUCAGGCGCCCAUGUCACCUACACCUCACUCAGCCUCCCUCACUACGGCUCUGCUUUUCCCUCGCUGGCUUCCAGGGCUCAGUUUGAGUAUGGAGAGCACCAGGCCCCCGGGGCAUACUAUGCCCACUCCAGCCAAGCUCCUGGGCUGUACUCAGCCUUUUCUUACAUGGGUCCUACACAGAGGCCUCUGUACACUACCAUAGGAGACCCCUCCAGCGUGGCCCCCUCUCACAGCCCCACACAUUGGGAGCAGCCUGUUUACACCACACUCACAAGACCUUAAGGAGACCAGCUGAGCAGAGGGAAACGUGUAUGUGUGUGCAUGUGUGUGUGCAAAACUGUGAGCAUGUGAUUGAGUGUAUGUGCCAUUUUGAUGUUAUAUUAGACGUUUGUACUUUUUUUUAUCCAAUAUAAAGCAAGAUGCGUCUACAGGAGUCUUAAAGAUAAAAAAAUCAGCCACAAACUCGCACCAUAUAAAGGGUGAAUCAUGGGUCAUCGGCCAAUCAAAAAACAAACAAAUCUUAACACAUGUGUGCCAUCAUAAAUAUAUGAGUUGGGAUGUACAGUGACUAUAUUCAAGCAACAGAUGAGAGUGGACAGAUGCUGAAGAGUGACUCUGAUUUGACCCAGAAGUGAUGGGUUUGGAGCUACAUUAUCAGAUUUUAUUAACCAAACUAAAGGAUGUUCUUGAUGUUAUUGUGUUAUUUUAUAUGAAUAGUAUGUUUAUUGUUGGUGUUGAUAUCAUAGGGUGUACCUUUAUUGUGACAAAUUUGAUAUUACACUUAUACACCUGCAACACUACUUUGGGAAAAAGUAUGUUUUGUUUCAACAAGAUGUUCCCCAGGUUGCUUUUCUUGUGGCCAGAAAACCUUGUUUCUUUGUAGAUAACUCAGUCUUUAUUCCUGUCCUUUCUUUAGGCUGACUUCACUGAACUGAACAAUAAAAAAUUAAAGGGGAAAAAUAGGAAAAAGCGAGGGAAGUGAGUUUUAAAGAUAUGUUUCAAGGUAUUUCCCGGCCCUGGACACUUACCUCAACUCUAUUCUUUUUGUGCCAAUAGCAGAGGAGGAAUAAAACCAUGAAUACCUGAUCAUCUGAAGGUAAUCAGAAUUUCAGAACAUUAAACCUCAACCUAAGUCGUCUUUUUGCUUUCUAAGUGCCAAAUCUCCCGAGAUAAUUGGUCAACUUUGAGUCCUACAUAAAGAUUAGAAUCACAUGUACGACUGUUCUGCACUGCAUGAAGGCCAAAAACAUGUUUUCAACUUUAUCUUUUUUUUUCCUGUUGUGUCCAAGUCGCCCUCUUCCUCUUCAGCAAUGUGAACAAAUGGUUAUUACCACAGGCUUCACCAUUAUCGUGUGAUACAUACUUUAUAGAUUUAUACUGACCCUCUUACCAUGUAGUUAUUUUUAUGUAAGUAAUAAUGCAUUGUGUGUCACACCUUUGCUUCUUCCAUUUGUAUAAUUCUGGGUAGUUUUGUAAAGUGUUUGUUAUACAUUCACUUGAGCAUUUUGCUUCCUUACAAAAAAGCAAU
This is a messenger RNA of Monopterus albus (swamp eel), 3100 nucleotides long. Its product is annotated as transcription factor Sox-10-like. Gene Ontology annotation, molecular function: DNA-binding transcription factor activity, RNA polymerase II-specific; RNA polymerase II cis-regulatory region sequence-specific DNA binding. Gene Ontology annotation, cellular component: nucleus. Bases 355 to 1854 code for a protein of 499 amino acids. Gene Ontology annotation, biological process: peripheral nervous system development; negative regulation of transcription by RNA polymerase II; enteric nervous system development. The record is from RefSeq and is a predicted model, not a curated record. The transcript is spliced from 4 exons. NCBI's taxonomy places the organism in Eukaryota, Metazoa, Chordata, Actinopteri, Synbranchiformes, Synbranchidae.